CUUUGAUCCGCAGCUGGCGCGGUUGUGUGCGUUGCCCUCGAGCGUACUCGAGCCUCGAGACGAGAGAGAGAGCGAGCGAGCGAGCUAGAGAGAGAGAGAUCGUUUUCACCGUUCGUGCGCGGAAAGAGGGGAGAAAGCCCGAGCGACCCGGUGGUGCAGUAACCUUUCAACCCUCGCGUAACACGGUAGAUCCUCUGCCGCGUGACCGGAACUACCACCGGCGGAGGCUGCCCGCGAUCAUCUUUAGAGCAACCCCCGCGUCCGAGCCGCGCGCGACCAGUCCGAGAAGCUCGAGAAGCUCUCCGCGGCAAUCUCUCGAGCCUGCGGCCGACACCGUAUCGUCAUCAUCGUCGGGGCUCGAUUACUCGCCGGCCUCUCGCCGUGUCAGGUCGGUGUCCCUUCGGCCCCCUGGGAUUCUCGGGGGCACGCAGCUCCUCUCGCGCGCUCCGAACCAGCACGGAUUUGCGUGCGGUUCCCGGCCCCCUGACCCAAUUAGUUGCCGGUGCCGAGAGUGUCUGCGCGGCGUACGGGGACGUCCAACAGCUAGUUACUCGCCGGAGAAACGAAUUGCCUCUGUCAACGGGACCCGUCCACGCAGCCGUGCACGUGAAACAUUGUGUUAACGAGGCUCGUUAACCCGCGCGCGGAGAAAGAGAGAGAGGGAUAUCUCGCCCGGCGGGUCUCUCUCUCGGAGUUGGUGAGCGACAGUGGCACCGGUGUGAAAAGUAUACGUCCGUCGUCCAGUGUUUACAGUGUUCACAGUGAAGCAGGAUCCCCGGGAUCGAGGAUCGACCGCGACAGACAGGAUAUCACCGACACACAGAGAGAGAGAGAGAGAGAGAGGGAGAGGAAGAGCGACAGAGGCAGAGAGAAAGAGGAGAGGACUGUGUCGCGCAACAGUGAACCCCCUUUUCGAAGAGCAUCGCUCGCGGGCCGGGAGGGUUGAACUUUCUCGCUGGCGUUGACAGAUCGAUAACAAAGUUUGCGUACGCGAGUUUCCCCCUUCGUUGCCGCCGGCUGGUGAUACGCUCUCGCUACCUUUUUCGUGGACGCGUUUACACCGGCUACGCGCUGACACCCAAGUGUCCUUAGGCGAAUCUCUCAUAUCAGAUCCAUCCCCCCCAGUCGAUCGUUUGUUUCAUCGACGAUCAAGACGUUCGGAGGAUCGGUUCAGUCUCGAAGUUCAGUGCCGAGACAACGAACGGUUUUUCGAAGUACCGGCCCGACCGUCUCGCCGAUACUUCACGAUUCACCCUUUAGCGAUUUUAGAGGAUACCCUCGAGUGGACCAACCUUGACGCUUCCAAUUCGUAGACGAUGCUCGGUGAUUCUGAGGACCAACUCGCCCCGUCUAGGAGUUUCUUAUAGAUUCGAACUCGUCGAUCAGGAUCCUCGACGUUGCGGCGAACUCUUCGACUCCUCGCCAUAAGGAUAAAAGCAGCCGUCGAAGUACUUUCGCCACGUUUUAGAAAACAAUAGCAGGCGUUCCCUCGUCUUCGGAAGCCUCUGGCUCCUGGUGCCGAAUAUUCGGAGCACCGGAAUCUUCGCGUAGAUCGUUGAUAUCCAUAGUCCAGGUGUCAUAUAAACCGUCGGAUCUUGGCGACCAAAGAGCGAUCUUUCAAGCUCCGAAAGAGAGAAAUUUAACCAGUUCGUUCGAUCAACUUGUCUUUCGGGCAGUUCGCGGCGAGUCUACGCGCUAAGAGCCCGCUGCGAAGGUGGUGCGAAGAGCCUUCGGCGAGCAGCCGCUCUCUCGUCGACGAUCGAGAGACGAUCGGAGCGAUCUUCUAAACGCCGGAAGAGCGCCAGAAGAGAGAAAUUUCACCAGUUCGUUCGAUCGACUUGUCUUUCGGGGCAGAUCGUUGCGGAUCGCGGCGAGCUGACGCGCUAAGGUUCCGCCGCGGGGGUGGUGCGAAGAGUUGGUCGUUGGUCGUUCUAUGCGGGUCGCGACCCCUCCGCAAAUCUGACGCCCCGUCGCUCCAGCGAGCGAGGCAGCCUGUCGUUGUCGCUGCCCAGCAAACGGCAGUACCUGGUGAAAUACAAGCGGAAGGAGGGCAGGCAGCAGCAGGGCGAGGAACGGGGCUCCGCGUGGCCCGGUCUCUCGGACGAUCGUCGUAAAAAGUGUGCAACGGUGAAGGGUAACGGUGGAUUCGGCGACUACUCGGCCGCGGGCGAGUUCGAGGUCUGGGGCGACGACCAGCACGCGUCGGAUGGUGUAGAUCGCCAGGUGAGGCCGCCUUCGCGGCAGCAACGAUGCGAAGGCGGUUCGUCGCUGAGGCCGUUGCUACACGUAGCCCACUGUGAGCUCCACUCGCCCCGCGAGCCCGAGCUUCUACGGCUGGACCAUCUCGAGGCGUUGGACCACAAGUCCGCCGACCACGACUCCUACAACAUGAUGGAGAACUUUCGCAGCCCCGUGCCGCCGCCGCUCCCGCGACGCCACGUUCGACUUCCGCCACCCCAACAGCAGGUGACAGUCGGCUCCCUAGGUGGUGGUCUAGGGGUGGCCGCCGGGAAUGGCGGCACAGGCACGGUCGGUGCCCAAGGUCAAGCCAUGGCGAUGCCAGGAUUUCCACUCCGUGCUGCAACGGUGCCGCAUUAUUCACCGUAUUCACCGUCACGUUUCAACAUCGACAAACGCUGCCAGCACAGAUGCUCCUGGAAAUGUUUCUCGAUCGCUCUGAUCCUCCUCGCUGUUGCGCUGACAGCGAUGCUGGCUUACUUCGCUACAGUGAGCUCCAUGCGUCCGAUAGACAGCACGAAAUGCGUGGUGGUCCAAGAUGUCAAGGCUGUCACUCACGAGAACGCGCAUGUUCACGACCCGAUAUCAACGCAAAUACCCACCGAAGAGUCGCUGCCCACAAGCACGGCGGAACACUCGAGCGCGUCGGACAGCGCCGGGGACCAGCAGAGCGAUCCUCAGAUCCAGCAGUCGGCGCAACAAUGGCCGGCGGUGCUCGAGCUGCAGGCGUACAACGUGGCCCACUCGGCCGUCAUACCGCCUUACAACUUCUGGAACACGGAGUUCCGUAACAAGCAGCCCGCGUUCAUCCGGUUGAACCUGACUCUGCCUUGGGGCGUGAAUUUCGCCGUCUACGGACGUCGCAACGUCGCGCCGAGCGUCACGCAGUACGACUUCGUCGAGUUCGUGAAGGGCGGCCGUGUCGACCACAGGCUGAAGAGGGACACGGCCUCGGAGGCGGUCAGCUUCAUGAACACGGUCGGCCAGGACCUACACGGCGAUCAUCGACGUCGCCGGCAGCCGUCGAGCUCGCCGGGCGCUUCUUAUCAGCACGUGCUCAUCAAGCGAACGAUCGUCGAGCCGAUGAUGGUGAACGUCAGCCUGCUCCAGUACCUGGACACCGGCCGCUGGUUCCUCUCCGUCUACAACGACGAGCUGCAGCCGUACAAGGUCACCCUGGUCGUCACCGAAGCCGAAGGCGUGUCGACUACCUGCCCGAACGACUGCUCCGGACGGGGAUCGUGUUAUCUCGGCAAGUGCGACUGCAUCGACGGGUAUCAGGGGGCCGAUUGCAGCAAGAGCGUGUGCCCGGUGCUGUGCUCGUCCCACGGGCAAUACGGCGGCGGUAUGUGUCACUGCGAGAACGGCUGGAAAGGUGCCGAAUGCGACAUACCAUUAGGCGACUGCCAAGUUCCUGAUUGCAAUCAACACGGACAGUGCGUUAGGGGAUCGUGCGUGUGUAAUCCCGGCUGGAAGGGCGACUUCUGCGACGAACCCGAUUGUCCGGAUCCGAACUGCAGCGGACACGGCGCCUGCGUUUCCGGGAAAUGUUACUGCAAAGCGGGCUGGCAGGGCGACAAGUGCAAUCAGGUCGACCAGCAGGUGUACCAAUGUCUGCCUCGUUGCUCGGACCACGGCACGUACGACCUGGAAUCGGCGACCUGUGUCUGCGAGGGACAUUGGACCGGCGUGGACUGUUCGCAACCGAGCUGCGGCCUCGACUGCGGGCCACAUGGUACCUGCGAACAGGGUGUCUGCAAGUGCAACGACGACUGGACCGGCACCAAGUGCGAUCAGAAGCCCUGCGAUCCGAGAUGCGCCGAACACGGACAGUGCAAGAACGGCACCUGCGUGUGCAGCCAAGGAUGGAACGGAAGGCACUGCACCCUUCCCGGAUGCGAGAACGGGUGCAGCCGCCACGGGCUCUGCACUUUACAGGACGGCGAGUAUAGUUGCGAGUGCUCGACCGGCUGGGCGGGUAGAGAUUGCAGCAUACGUCUCGAAAUGGAGUGCAAUGAUCUCAUUGACAAUGAUCAGGAUGGCAUGGUGGACUGUUCUGACAGCGAGUGUUGCUCGCACGCAGCUUGCGCAGCGCAUAUCAUGUGCCUUACUAGUAAUAAUCCCGUGGACGUGCUUCUACGCAAACAGCCGCCCAGCGUGAUGGCGUCGUUUUACCAGCGCGUGAAAUUCCUCGUCGAGGAGAACAGCGUACAGAGCUACGCUCACAUGAACGAGUACACCGAAAGUACGUUCUGGAAUUCCUUUACACCGUGUCGAGUGGCGGUGAUGCGAGGACAAGUUGUAACCGAACAAGGAAUCGGAAUAGUAGGCAUCCGGGUGUCCGUCGACAGGGACUCCCGCUUCGGAUUCACGUUGACCAGAGCCGAUGGAUGGUUUGACGUGCUGGUCAACGGCGGCGGUGCAGUGACGCUUCAGUUCCAGCGCAGCCCCUUCAUACCCCUUACGAGAACGGUGUUCGUGCCGUGGAAUCAAAUAGUGGUUCUGCCUCCCGUGGUGAUGACCCUUAACAUGGACGGCCAGCCCCAUAAAUCGAACCAACCCCCCAGCCCAGCUGUCGGCUUCCCAGGGAUCUCGAUGGGACUAUUUAGCGAGCACGGCCCGUGCCUCGAACACGAUCACGAGCUGCUCAGGCCGAUCAUCAUCAGCACCUGGAUGCCCGAAAAGGUGGGCGGGCUGCCCGGCAAGAGCGUAGUAUUCGCAGAAAGUCAGAUCGUCCAGGAGAGCAUCGCGAUCCCGGGCUCGAACCUCCACUUGAUGUACCAGAGCAGCCAGGCGGCCGGCUACCUGUCCACCGUCAGGAUGCAGCUGACCGGCCCGUUCAUCCCGAAGUCGCUGACGCACGUGCACGUGCACGUGGAGAUCGAGGGCUCGUUGCACACGAAGACCUACGAGGCGGACCCGAAUCUGACCCACACGUUCGCUUGGAAUAAACGGAACGUUUACAAGCAGAAGGUGUACGGGGUGGCGCAGGCGAGGAUCUCGAUCGGCUAUCAGCACUCCACUUGCACAUCGGUGAUAUGGGAGACCCAGACGGCCAGCAUGCAGGGAUUCGACGUCGACAUCUCGGACAUCGGCGGCUGGGGCCUCGACAUCCAUCAUCACUACAACUUCCACGAGGGCAUACUGCAGAAAGGGGACGGCACCACGCUGCACCUAAAGCAGUAUCCGAGGACCGUGAAGGUCGUGAUGGGCACUGGCCUGCAGAGGAACCUCGUCUGCCAGGAUUGCAACGGCCUCGCCAAGGACGCGAGGUUGCUGACGCCGGUGGCGCUUACCAGCGGGCCCGACGGCAGCAUCUACGUCGGAGAUUUCAAUCUCGUCAGGAGGAUCACGCCCGAGGGAAACGUCUACACCGUUCUGAUCCUGAGCGCGACACAGGUGGCUUAUCAGUACUACUUGUGCGUCUCCCCGGCCGACGGACACCUUUACAUCAGCGAUCCCGAGAAACACCAGAUAUUGAAGGCGUUGACCCUGGACGUUGUGCAGAGUCCCAGCAUCAACAUCGAGCCGGUCGUCGGCAGCGGCGAAAGAUGCAUCCCUGGCGAUGAGAGCCACUGCGGCGACGAGGGGCCGGCCAUUCGUGCGAAACUGGCUCAUCCGAAAGGCAUCGCGAUUGCGGCGGACAAGACGAUGUACAUCGCGGACGGCAGGAACAUCCGAGCGGUGGACCCGCACGGCAUCAUCCACACUCUGGUGGGUCACCAUGGACACCAUAACCACUGGUCCCCGGCGCCGUGCGUUGGCGCGAUAUCCGCUCACCAGGCUCAGCUGCAAUGGCCGACAGGAUUGACCUUGAGCCCGCUCGACGGUUCGCUGCACUUUAUCGACGACAGGCUAGUCCUGAAGCUGACCAGCGAUCUAAAAGUGCGAGUGGUGGCCGGGACGCCUUUGCACUGCGCCAGCAACAGCAACGGCAACGACGGGGAAGCGGCUAAAGCGAACGCAAGCAGCGUCGCGAACUCGAAGAAGCCGGACGAGGUGUUGGGCUCGGUGCUCGCCGUCAGCUUCAGCCCGACCGGCGAACUCUACAUCGCGGAGAGCGACUCCCACAGGGUGAACACGAUCAGAGUGGUGGACAGCUCCGGGAAGAUGUCUCAUUUCGCUGGCCAGCAGCAGGAGAGGCUGCGAGGCCAGUGCGAGUGCAACAACACCACACCCAGCACCAAGGACCUGGAAAGCUGCUCCUGCACCGACGACACCAGCAGCACGGAGACCUUGCUGUCCUCGAACGCCAAGUUCACCGCGAUCUCCGCCAUCGCUAUCUCCCCCGACGGUAUCCUGCACGUGGCGGACCAAGGCAGCCUGCACAUCCUGGCGCUUCAGCCGUAUCUUCCCAAUCUCGACGAAAGCGGGGAGUUCCAUAUUCCGUUCCCGCCGACGAACGAGAUCUACGUGUUCAACCGAUACGGUCAGCACAGCUCCACCAAGGAUCUGACCUCCGGGAAGACGCGCUACUCGUUCCUCUACAGCAAGAACACCAGCUUGGGGAAACUGUCCACCGUGACCGACAGCGCUCGCAACAAGAUCCAGUUCCUCAGGGACUACAACAGCGUGGUCAGUUCGAUAGAGAACACUCAGGAUCACAAGUCCGGUCUGAAGAUCUCGGCUGUCGGAUUCCUGGAGAAGCUCACCGAAAGGGGUAGAUCAGAGAUCGUUCUUGGAUACGAUGGGUCCACGGGGUUGCUGACCAGCCGAUCAGGGGGCGGAGAGACGUAUAUUUACAAUUACGACGGUCUUGGUCGCGUCACCGAUGUGAUCUUACCUACCGGGGAGAGGCUGAAGCUCUUUUCGGACUUGUCCGGCGACGAAGGCUUGUCGGUGAAGGUCUCCGCUCCUCUGCAGGCGCUGUCCAAGGGCGACAAACAGCGAGCCGUGGAGUUCAACAUGAAGAACGAGAGGUCGAAGGUGUUGACCAUCACCGACGGUGCCAAGAUCAAGAAGGCGAUCGCGUUCACCAACAGCAGCCUCGAGGUCCUUCUCCCUGGUGGCGGCCGAGUGCUCAGUGCCCCAACGACGAAGCACCCUCUGUUGGAAGCCGCGCUGCCGGUCGAAGCCGAAAUGCUACCAAUGUGGAGCUACCAGUUGAUGUCUCUCGGAGAACUGACGAACACCAUGACGACCACGUACAACCUGGUCGGCGACGUGAGCCACUUCCAGCAAACCCUGAACAGAGAGAUCUGGGUGAACGACACCAGAGUGAUAGGCGUGGAGUUCGAGCAAGCGUUCAGCCGCGAAACGUUCUACGACAAAACGAGGAACCCUUUGCUGACCGUCACCUUCGACGCAGCCGGGCUACCGUUGACCUGGCAGCCUCACGAGCAAGGCUGCAACCUGAGCAUAACUUACGACAGGUUCAACCGCAUCGAAAGUUGGAAAUGGGGCGUUUCGGACGAGUCCUACGGCUACGAUCGCCACGGCCAGCUGGCCGAGGUGACCAACAGCCAGGACGGCACCAAACGGUACACGUACAACAGCCUGAACAUCCUCUCCAACAUCACGCUAGCCAGCGACCGGAAUUUCUCCUUGGAGUACGACGACGACGGCGGCCUUCGUCACAUCAUACUUCCCUCGGGAACGAAGCACUCGUUCUCCUGCCACGCCUCCCUGGGCUUCCUGAGGGUGACGUACACUCCGCCGGGCAGCAUCCGUGCCUAUCUUCAACACUACAGCCACGACGGCAAUCUGCUGCAAACGGUGUUCCCGGGCGACGGAGCUAGAAUCGUCUACAGAUACCACACUUCCGGCCAGCUUGCCGAAGUGGUGCACGGCGACGGGAAGAGCGAGAUCCGGUACACGGACAGCGGCCUCCCGUCGGAAGUGAUCCACUCGGAGAGGGACGUCGAGUACAAAUGGGACUACCAGUACAGCGCCGGCCUGCUGGUCGAGGAACGCAUCGAUUUCGGGGCGAAGACCGGUCUCAGCAACGCGAAAUUCACCUUCGACUACGACUCGAACUUCAGGCUGAUCAACGUCCAGGGCAGAAUCGGGGGGCAAACGUUGCCCGCCCACACGAUGGCCUACAGUCCGAGGACAGGCAUGCUGGAGCAGAUCGGACAGUUCAAGAUCGCGAGGCCGCAGAGCAACGAGACCACCGUGUCCGACGGUACCGCGCUGUUCUCGCGGAUCACCGACGAGAGAUACUUGGAGACGCAGGUCACCCUGACGAUUCAUCAGCUGGAGGUCUUCAGGAUGGAAUUCGCUCACGACUCGCGCGGUCGCAUCAAUCAGACCAGGACGUACACGCGCAACGUCGCCGUGAACACGUACACGAACGUGAAGAACUACACGUGGGACUGCGACGGUCAGCUGACCGGUGUCGAGGCUCAGGAGCCGUGGGGAUUCAAGUACGACGCUAACGGGAACAUGCUGUCGUUGACCUACAGAGGGAACACGAUACCGAUGGAGUACAAUAACAUGGAUAGAAUACUGAAGUUCGGCGAGGGUCUCUACAAGUACGACAAUAGAGGACUGGUGGUGCAAAAUGCCCGCGAAGAGAGGUUCAAUUACAAUGCCAAAGGUCUUCUGGUACGCGCCAGCAAACGCGGUCGCUUCGACGUUCGAUACUACUACGAUCAUCUGGAUCGUUUGGCAACGAGGAAGGACAAUUACGGCAAUGUCACGCAGUUCUUCUAUAACAAUCAGAAACGACCGCACGAGGUCAGCCAGAUCUACAGUCCGCGCGACGGCAAGCUGAUGUCAUUGGUCUACGACGACAGGGGACACCUGAUCUACGCGCAGGUCUACAGGCACAAGUAUUACAUCGCCACCGAUCAGUGUGGCACGCCUAUCAUGAUCUUCAGCCAGUACGGCGAAGGCAUCAGGGAGAUCAUGAGAUCGCCCUACGGACAUAUCGUUUACGACUCGAACCCCUAUCUUUAUCUGCCCGUCGACUUCUGCGGAGGACUCUUGGACAAGGUAACGUCGUUGGUGCACAUGCCGAACGGCAAGGUCUACGACCCGUUGAUCGGCCAAUGGAUGUCACCGCUCUGGGAGAACGUGUUGGAUAGGGUGGACACGCCGACUCACCUGCAUUUGUACAGGUUCAACGGGAACGACCCUAUUGACGUGAGGCACACGGACAGACCGAACCAACCUACAGAUCACAUAUCAUGGCUGAAGCACCUGGGCUACGACCUGAAGAGCCUGGCGCCGCAGCUGUUCCCCGACGAGCUGCCGGACAGCCUGGUUCCGCCUGCCUUGGACCCGGGCACCUCGAUCUUCGGCAAGAAGAAGCGAACGCGCAACCUCGGCGUGCAGUCCGGCUUCCUGGCUCACAUCGCGCAGCGGCACUCCGGCGACGCGGUCAGCCUGUCCGCGCCGCCGCGCUCCGCCCUGAAGAAGGACACCAGCGAGCUGAUCCCGAGCCGGCUGGGCGCGGCCGCGGAUCCUCCGUUCGGCAAGGGGAUCCUGGUUUCGAGAACCGGCGACGGCCUCGCGGUGGUGUCCAGCGUGCCGACGGCGAACGCGAUCUACGGCGACGUGUUCACGUCGGUGUUCAACCGGUCGUACUUCCUGCCGUUCACGUUCGUGGUGCACAGCGCGCAGCAGGACGCCUUCUACUUCGUGAAGGAGGAGACGUGGCGCGCGAGCGAAGAUAGGGGCCAGCUGAAGCGACUCGGCGGCCAGGUGAACACGACGUUCCACGAGAGCGAGAACGGCAGCGGCAGCAGCUCGCUGAUCGACGUGAAGAUCCACGGGGCUAGCUACGUGGUGAACCUCCGUUACGGCACCACCGCCGAGAAAGAGAAACAAAGACUGCUCCACCACGCGAAGGCCACCGCCAUCCGCAAGGCCUGGCACCGGGAGCGCGAGGCGCUCAAGGCCAACACGCCGUCCACCAUCGAGUGGAUGGUCGCCGAGCAGGACGAGAUCCUGAAGUCCGGCUCCGCGUCGAACUACGAGGGCGAGUACAUCCACGACGCGCAGCUGUACCCGGAGCUGGCCGAGGACCCGUACAACAUCAGGUUCGUGAAGAAGGCGGUCGACCCGUCCAGCAAGAAACGCCGCAGAAGGAGAGGCGCGCCCACCUGCAAGCUCUGGUGGCUGGACAAGCUCUGCUAGAUCGGCGGCCGCUCUCCUAGAAACUAACAAGGUCCUCCUCUUUUCUCCUGGACCGGGAGAAACUGUCCAAAGCGGAAAGCAAACAGGAAUUUUCGGGGCGCGCGCGGCGACGCGACGCCGACCACUGGUGCGAACGAGAGGCGGAGGAGACGACACACCGGCCACGGCGCCGCGACGACGACGACGACGACGACGACGACGACGAAGACGACGACGUUGUAUACGCCGUGCGCGCGUGCGCGUCGUUAUCACGCACCUUGAACACUAUCAAACAAAGAAAAAAAAAGAAGUUUUAUACCAAAGUCUAUUUGUGUAUUUCGAAGAUGCCAAAAACAUUAACGUUAAUACGAUUAUUAUGUACCGUGAUAGGGUGUAGUUGCGUAAAAAACAAAAAGGCUCGAUGUCGCGUGACUCGCGCGCGCGGGUCACCGGUGGUGGUGAAUUGAUGGGAGAGGGCCGCGAGUCGCGUUCCGGGGACCCGUCUUCCUCCGGGGUCCCACGAGGAUGCUCGAUCGAUGUUCCUUCGAUGAUCGAAUCCGUGGACAAUGUCCACGGAUGAAAAAGAGGGAUUCGACGGAACCGGAGACCGGUGCGCGGAACGUGGUCGUGAACGGCGGUACCAUCGAGACGAGGGUCGAUUUCGGCGCGGAAUCGGAGUACCGGAAGCCAAGGCCAUUCGUCGUUGAGGGACGAACCGAGUGAGAGAAACUAGUCAAUAUAUAGCUUUACAUUGACGUAGAAACUUUUUUCCAAUAGGAUAAGGUCGAGCCGAGUGUCACGAUCGUCGAUGUUAACUGUGCGAUGGUGGUGGUGGUGGUGGUACCCUGUCUGUCCGUCUUUUGUGUGGCCGCGCUCGAACCGUACUUAGAACGAACCACGUGCGGUCCCGCCCGUCCACGGAAUCCGUAGAGAGAUUGAUGGCGGAGGGACGGAGGAGGACGGUGCGCGGUGGGUUCGCGAGUGGAAACGGGACACGGACGCGCGAAUCUCAACAAUGAAUGGCCCGAUUAGAGGACGAGGAUCACGGGAAUGGACGACGACAGCGGUCGGCGCUGAGGAGGAUUGUCAUGAUGAUAAUGAUGAUGAUUAUGAUUAUAAUGAUUAUGAUGAUGAUGAUGAUUAUGAUGAUGAUUAUAAUGGUUA
This is a messenger RNA of Megalopta genalis, 11463 nucleotides long. RefSeq names its product Teneurin-a transmembrane protein (gene Ten-a). Gene Ontology annotation, biological process: motor neuron axon guidance. Lineage: Eukaryota; Metazoa; Arthropoda; Insecta; Hymenoptera; Halictidae. The record is from RefSeq and is a predicted model, not a curated record.